GAUUAAUCAACGAUUAUUCGAUUCGUCGAUGAUGAAGCUUCAUCGGAUAUGCAGCGUAUGGGCGGCUCUGGCCGCGUCCGCGUCCGCAGUCUCCGACAAGCCACCGCCACUGGGGACAUCAUUCGGAGUUGCAGGGAGGAAUGCGACCUUUGAUUACAUCGUGGUCGGCGGGGGCACCGCUGGCUUAACGCUAGCCACCCGCCUGGCCGAGCAGCAGACGGGGUCAGUGGCCGUCAUCGAGGCCGGGGGCUUCUAUGAAAUCGACAACGGCAAUCUCAGCCAGGUGCCUGCCAGCGCCGGCCAAUUCACCGGACGGUCGCCGACUGACUGGCAGCCGCUUAUUGACUGGGGCACCGUCACCACCCCGCAGGCGGGCACAUAUGGCACCCAGGCCCACUACGCGCGAGGCAAAUGCCUGGGAGGCUCGUCGGCAAGGCACUCCAUGGUCUACCACCGCGGCACUCGCGGGGCCUACCAGCAGUGGGCCGAUACGGUGGGCGAUGACAGCUUCACGUUCGAUAACCUGUUGCCCUUCUUCGAGAAGAACACCCGCUUCACGCCGCCGGACCUGUCCCUUCGGUUCGACAAUGCAACCCCUACGUAUGAUGUGAGCGUGCUGGGCAACGGCUCCAAUGCGCUCUCCGUGACCUACCCCCAUUACGUGCAGGCUUUCACCUCGUGGGCGACCCAAGCCCUGGAGGCGAUCGGUAUCUCGAAGAUCCCAGGCCUCCAGAGCGGGGCCCUUCUCGGCCAGGGAUACACCCUAUUCAGCCUGAAUGCCACGACGAUGCUCCGCGAGUCCUCGGAAACAGCCUACCUCCGACGGGCCUUGGGCCACCCGAACUAUAUGGUCUAUCAGUCCACCAUGGCGAAACGGAUCCUCUUCAACGAGGACCAGCAGGCCACAGGAGUGCUGGUGGAGACGGAGGGGCUGAGCUACCAGCUCAAUGCGACCCAGGAGAUCAUCAUCUCAGCAGGGGUCUUUGGCUCGCCGCAGCUCCUGCUGGUGUCGGGCAUCGGGCCUGCUGCCACCCUCGAGGGGCUGGGGAUCCCCGUAGUGGCCGAUCGACCCGGGGUGGGCCAGAACAUGCACGACCAUGUCUACGUCGGAGCCUCGCAUCGGGUCAACGUGGUCACGAACUCGCGGAUGGGAGACCCGGUCUUUGCCGCCCAACAGGCAGAGGAGUUCAAUGAGGAAGCCUCUGGCAUGCUCACCAGUCCGGGCCCGGAUGUCCUGGGCUGGGAGAAGAUUCCCGCCGAUCUGCGCGCCCCAUUCUCCGCUGAGGGCCAGACCGCAUUGGCGCAGGUCCCAGACGACUGGCCCGAGGUGGAGUAUCUCUUCCCCUCGUCGUAUGUUGGUCCGCAGAAUAUCCCGUCCCAGGAAGAUCCCCAUGACGGCUACAACUACGCGGCCAUCUCGGUGGCGCUGGUGACGCCACAGUCCCGGGGCACCGUGACAAUUGCCUCGCCGGAUGCCUCAAUGCCACCGGUGGUAGACCCCAACUGGCUGACAGCGUCGGCGGACAUCGAGGUGCUCUUGGCGGGGUUCAAACGCGUGCGUCAGUUGUGGAACACGGACGCGCUGACGCCCCUGACGAUCGGGGAGGAGGCCUAUCCGGGGCCCCAGGUGCAGACGGAUGCGGAGAUCGAGGACUACAUUCGGCGGAAUGCCAUGACCGCGCGGCAUGCCGCGUGUACCUGUGCCAUGGGUCGCCCGGAGGAUCCGAUGGCGGUGGUGGAUACCCAGGCCCGCGUGCUGGGGGUCCAGGGCUUGCGGGUGGUGGAUGCCUCGAUGUUUCCGUUGCUGCCCCCGGGGCACCCGCAGGCGACGAUCUAUGCCAUUGCGGAGAAGCUGGCGUGUAAUAUCACCAGUGCUUGUUAGGCGUGUCGGAGCAGAUUAGGGCACGUCCGGAUGAGCCCUAGUUAGGGAUCCGUCGACUCACUGAGGUUUGGAAGAUUCCGAUGCUGCGGGAGAAAGGAUCUUAAUAUCCUGGAUUUCCUUGUCCCUUCAUGCAAGCAAGAUCUCCCACGCCGGCGGGUAAGCUAGCAUGUAACUACGCCUAUAGAAGGGCCCUGAUCCUGUUGUUCGGUUCUUCCGUAGUGAUAUAUCCGUUCAGUACUUGGAAAUCGUAUCUCAGAGACGUGGUAUUAUACCCAGCUUAUGCCCUG
Aspergillus ibericus CBS 121593 is the source of this 2169-nucleotide messenger RNA. RefSeq names its product GMC family oxidoreductase. Gene Ontology annotation, molecular function: oxidoreductase activity, acting on CH-OH group of donors; flavin adenine dinucleotide binding. Bases 29 to 1882 code for a protein of 617 amino acids. The transcript has 3 exons. The record is from RefSeq and is a predicted model, not a curated record. Gene Ontology annotation, biological process: secondary metabolite biosynthetic process. NCBI's taxonomy places the organism in Eukaryota, Fungi, Ascomycota, Eurotiomycetes, Eurotiales, Aspergillaceae.